AACAACGGCGACAGGCGCAGUGGUGUGGAAAUCAUGGAAGGAAGAACUUCAGCAUCUUCAGGACACAUCAGUUACCAUAUGCCAAAGAAGAAGCCAAACACCAGGUCAGAGGAUGUCCAAGUUCAGUCCCCUUUCACAAGGCUCCCAGGCUCCCACCAUUGGGUCUACCCUUUAAAAGAGUGGAGAUUAAGUGCCAGGAACAAAGAGUCUUCUACAAAAAGAAAAAGGCAAAGGGAUUGUGACAGAUGCAGCUGUAAUGAUGAAGAAUCAAUUGGGCAACCCAAAGUUAUCUUGACGAAUGUCCUGAGGACGAAAAUAGGACGAAAAUAUGCACAGGCGCAACCUAAAACUGCUGCUAAUUUUUCUGAUGCUGACAAGCUGCAGUCAGAUCAACUACCUUCAUCAUCUGUUGCCUGCCUAAAGAUAUGGCAAAUUUUAAAUCCUACUCUCCAAAGCCUUUUUCUAUCCAAAAGGCAACCCAAAGUUAUCUUGACGAAUGUCCUGAGGACGAGAAUUGGAAGAAAAUACAUAAAGAGAAAUAUAAUAAUUGAUGCUAAUUUAUCAGAUGCUGACAAGUUACAAUCAGGUCAACCACCCUCAUCGUCUGUUGCCAGCCUACAGACAUGUCAAAUAUUAAGUCCUCCUCAUGAAAGUUCUUUUCUGUCCAAAAGGAGUGAGCAUUGCCUGAGAAAGACAGACGACGCCCAGUGUAAAUUGAUCGAAACCUCUAAGGAAUCAGAAAGCAAUAAUCUUGUCUUCGCUUUUAGAAAAUGUGAGCUGCAGAAGAAAGAAAACAAGAGCUAUGUUGAAGUGGAUAAGAGGAGCAAAAACAUGAACAGUACUUCUCUUAGUUGGAAGGGAUCAGACUCCUUUGAGUCUAAGAAAAGGAAAAGAAGAUUUAGCGAUGAUUGUAAUGCACGCAUUCCAGAAAUAUUGCUUCUAUCAUCUAAAGAGCAAAGAUUGAGUUCAACUCAGUCUCCUGGCUGCAGAAACCUCUGUGAGGAUGAGCAAGGUCACAGGUCUAGCCUAGUGCGGGACUGUAUUCCGCAGCUGUUAGAGGCACACUGUGAAGAUGCUUCCACCCACGUCCAUUUGAGGUCUGCUUACAACUGCGCAGAGGUACUUGGCUCAGAGUCUCCUCCUAGGAACUUAUUGGAGAAGCAGCUUCCUACCACUGGUGAGGACACGAUUUCACCAAGAGUCAGUACCAUCAGGAAGUUAACGGUGGACACGUCGCAGUAUCUGAGCAAGUUGCGGAACAGAAUCUGCAGGGGUAAUCGGCCACUUGUUUCAGUUGAGCCAAUUGUCCUUUCCAGUGAUGAUGAGGAUGGCUCUUCUGAACCAAAAUCCGCAGAGCCACUGCAGGAUAACAUCACUGAUAAUAAAGAAACAGACCAAGAGUCUGAUUUGCCUUUCUCAAAAAUGCUAAUGGAAGACAAGAUGGAAAGUCACACAGAGCAGCUUUUAAUGGAGUCAGUUGAAGAUACAUGUCCUGUCAUCUUACCUUCUGGUGGCACACCUAGUGAACAGAUGAACCCAGCACUGGAGAUUGGAUUUACUAGUCUAUACAUUGGGAGAUUUAAGUGGUCAUCAACAGGUCAUGCUAAGUUUACAACCAAGUAUAUUAUGAUCCCAUUUCAAGUGGCUCUUAAUAAGAAUAUUAAGCUGACAGUUGAUACUCUGGAUCUGAGGAGGUUUGGUCUGUGGAGAAGUGACGGUGGCUGUUCUUCAAGGACAAUCAUUUUCCUUUGGUUGUCUGCAGAUUAUGUAGAAAAUAUUGAAACCCAAUUAGGAAAGUCUAUUUUCAGCAAGCCAUCCAAAUCUAGUGAAUUUAUUUUUCUUGAACUGUCCCAACCACUCACAGAGUGGGAAGAAGUUAGACUGACUGAAUUAAUUACAAAUGUGAGCAAGAAGAAUAGAGCACCAGAUCUCUCUGAGUUUUUGUCUUUGAGGCAAGCUGUACCUUUGUUUAAGGAUCUUUCUGCUGAAGAGAGCUCUUUUAUGAGUUACAGUCAGGAUCUACUAAAGCAAUGUAUACCGAAAGAGAAUACCUCAAGUGCGCAUGAGCCUGCAUUUCAGGAAUCAAAACCAAAAGUGGCCAGGCCUAGUUAUGCCCUUGCAAAUAGGCAGAACAGUGGUUGCUAUUCCAUUUCUCUGUCCUCUCCACUGAACGAAGAAUGGAAAGAAGUAAGAGAAACUGAAGCAGUUAAAAAUUUGAUUGUUUAUCCACCUCCACCUGCUAAAGGAGGCCUGGGAGUCACAAGAGAAGAUCUAGAGUGCUUAGAGUAUGGAGAAUUUCUCAAUGAUGUCAUCAUAGAUUUCUAUCUUAAAUACCUCUUGUUGGAGAAAGCUCCAAAACAUCUUGCUGACCGUACACACAUUUUUAGCAGUUUCUUCUAUAAGUGCCUGACCAGAACAGAAAAAAACUCUGAGGGGGAUCCCAAAGUUACAGCGGCUCAGAGAAGACACAAAAGAGUAAGAACAUGGACUCGUCAUAUAAAUAUCUUCAGUAAAGAUUAUAUCUUUGUGCCUGUGAAUGAGGAGUCUCAUUGGUACAUUGCAGUUAUCUGUUUUCCGUGGCUAGAAGAAGCUGUGUAUGAGGAAUGUCUCCAUCAGACUUCAUUAUAUCACCAGCUUCAAGAAUCUCCACUUCAGUCAGAGAAGGACAGUCAGAGCACUAGAACCAGUUCAGUGUUGGCCUUUCCUAGUAACUGCAAGGAUGAAGAAAUGGAUGCAAACAGGAGUUUAUUCUCAAAAGGUGGCAACCAUGUUGCUGAGGUUCUGCACUCAGAUAUUUCUGAAAACUCUCCUAGUAACUCCAGAAAGCAAAUUUGUAAAAGGCCUUGUAUACUCAUCUUAGAUUCCUUGAAAGCUGGCUCUGUGCAGAAUACAGUUCAGGUUUUGAGAGAGUACCUGGAAGCAGAAUGGGAAGCUAAACGAAAAACACACCGGGAAUUCAGUAAAUCAACAAUGAUUGACUUCUGUCCCAGAGUGCCUAAACAAGAUAACAGCAGUGAUUGUGGUGUAUAUUUGCUGCAAUAUGUGGAAAGCUUCUUCCAGAAUCCCAUAAAUAACUUCGAACAGCCAAUGCAUCUGGAGAAGUGGUUUCCUCGUCAGGUGAUCAGAAGCAAACGAGAAGAAAUUCGAGAUCUGAUCUUGCAAUUGUACUUUCAACAGCAUAGUGGCAGCAGCAGCUAAUAAAUCUGCUCAGCCAGACCUGGCAAAGACAUUGCUGUUUAUAGUAACUGGAACUCUACUUAGCAGCAUUUGGGCUCUUUCUGCCUUAUAAAGGUUAAAAAAACAAGAAGUAUUUUGUUCGUUUAUUGUACUUUUUAUUUAAAGAUUUUUUUUCAUUUGGAUUUUGUAGUCCUAGAAUGCAGUGAUGGGGAAAAAGGAAAAGACUGUAGAUAAAAGUGUAAAUAUGUAAGUUAAAGCUAGUUCAUGUUUGUUGUCAGUUGAACUUUUACUUGGAAUAUGGAAGCUACAUUCAGAUGUGUGCCACAAAGAUGUAAAAAUAUUUUGAUCUUAUGGAGCCUGUUCCUUACAAUUCUGUAUAAACAUAACUUAGAGUUGAAUGAGCAUGUAGAAGUCAGGCCUGAAGAAAGGAUUUUGACCCUAUGCUAUGACUUUUUCUACUUUACAGUUCACAUAAAAUGAAUACUAUGUAUUGUUUUAAUUUAAGGAUAUAAUAUUGACUCUCUUCAGAGAUUUUUUUGUUUGUUUCUGUUUAUAUACAGAAAUAGUCUGCAUUUGUCAGAAUAUUCUGCUGAGAUUUG
Rhea pennata is the source of this 3776-nucleotide messenger RNA. It is a transcript of the gene SENP7, whose product is annotated as SUMO specific peptidase 7. Gene Ontology annotation, biological process: proteolysis; protein desumoylation. The coding region runs from base 34 to 3198 and encodes 1054 amino acids. The transcript is spliced from 24 exons. Gene Ontology annotation, cellular component: cytoplasm; nucleus. Lineage: Eukaryota; Metazoa; Chordata; Aves; Rheiformes; Rheidae. Gene Ontology annotation, molecular function: SUMO-specific endopeptidase activity. The record is from RefSeq and is a predicted model, not a curated record.